AUGUCGUGCGGACUAAUAUAUGGCACUAUAUUUCACCAGGCAACGUUACUUCGCGGAGCGGAAAGUGUGAUUAUCGGAUAUACAAAACACAGCGUGGCUCAGGAUGGAUUGCCUCUGUCAGCUUCAACUGAUUUUGACGACAGACCAGGAUUCAGGGAAAGUCAACGACUGGCUAAAGUAUUAUCAAAGAAUUUGGAACGAUUUUCAGAUAGAUGUACACUGGUGACUGAAGAAAAUUUUGAUAUACACUAUAUCACAUCUCUUGGACUGUGCUUCAUGACAGUGUGUGAGGGAAGCUACCCAUCUGUACUUGCAUUCAGCUUCUUGGAAGAAAUACAACGGGAGUUUAUAAUGACGUAUGAUCAUACUGAAGUACAGACUCUUGUCAGACCAUACACUUAUAUUGAUUUUGAUUCAUUCAUGCAAAAAACCAAGCAGAAAUACAGCAACCCACAUUCCAUGGUCACCAGACUCAACUUAAAUGACAUGAACACUGAGAUCAAACUAAGACCUCCUUAUAAGAUACAGAUGGUAGAUAUGUGGCCAUUAUUACAAAAUGGAAUGUCACCUCAGCCAACCACCAACUAUGGUGCAGUUCUUCCCAAUAGAGGUCAGCCAAGUCAGAACACAAGCAGAAUGAGUGCCUUACAGAGAGUUGUACCAGUAGACUGGUUAGGAGCAAUGUCCAUUGUACUUUCCUUACUCUGCACAGCCUUGAAUCUUGUCAGAGGUCUAGGGGUUAUUAACCAAGGAUACAUGGAGUAUGUGGAGGCCAGUGGAUUCAGCUUUGGUCUAUGCUUUAUACUUGCCAGUGUAGCGUGUGUAGUUCAGAUCUACAUUUUAGUUUACAAACCAAUAAAAUACCCACUACAGAAGAAUAUUGGAACAUUUGUGGUGCUAGUGCUGUGCAAUCUCUAUGUAUGGGGACUCCGCAAUAUCUGGCAGAUAUUAUUUCAUAUUGCUGUUGCUGGACUUUCCUUAUUUUAUGCAACAAAACAUAGGCCUGAACAAAAACUUCCUGGAUACAAUGUUUGAGACAGCCAGGGUUACAUUUCCUGUGAUAUUCAAAUGUCCUCCAUAUCAUCUGCAUUUUAAAACUGCUUAUACAUGUAUUUUAUUGAAUUUUAAAUCAAAAUGAUUUUGUUGGCCUUUUUAUUGCUAUUUGGAAUUAAGAUUUUUACAACACUGUCUCAAUACUUGUUUCCGUAAGAGACUGAAGUGAAAGUAAAUGAUUCCUGACAAUUAUAUGUAACUUAUUGUUGAUAUUUUCCAUUGAAAAACAGGUGUAUUUUUAGUAGUUGUAUCUGAGACAUCACAGUCUGAAACUAUUUAAAGAGGCUUGCCUAGAGCCAGUACAAUUAUUUUCUACUGAGGGGCUUUAGUGAAUUUAAGCCCCAUUUUUAACAUAAUUUAUAAAUACAAUUCAAAAAACAGGUUCUAUUAUUUUACGUAUUCUUUCAAAGUUAUUUUGAAAAAUGAUUCAAGUAGAAUACUGCUGUUUACACCGUUUACACUGUAUAAAUUUUAAAGUACACCUUUUAAGUGGAUCAAUAUAUUUUGAGGUACCAAAUGCUUACUUGUAUUCUCUACUGCUCAGAAAAAGCCACCAUGUGUAUCACCAAUUAUAUACAAGUACAUGUAGCACUGUCACAGAAAGAAAGACUGAAAUCAGCUCAAUUCUAUAUUUUCAUUGCUGAUUGGC
Messenger RNA from Owenia fusiformis, 1702 nucleotides. The record is from the annotation of a GenBank genome assembly. Lineage: Eukaryota; Metazoa; Annelida; Polychaeta; Sabellida; Oweniidae.